Messenger RNA from Enhydra lutris kenyoni (northern sea otter), 5024 nucleotides. RefSeq names its product neurexin-3-beta. Lineage: Eukaryota; Metazoa; Chordata; Mammalia; Carnivora; Mustelidae. The record is from RefSeq and is a predicted model, not a curated record. The transcript has 24 exons. Bases 1 to 5022 code for a protein of 1673 amino acids.
AUGAGCUUCACCGCAAACUCGGUUUUCUUCACCCUGAAGGUGAGCGUCCUGCUGGGGUCGCUGCUGGGGCUCUGCCUGGGCCUCGAGUUCAUGGGCCUCCCCAACCAGUGGGCCCGCUACCUCCGCUGGGAUGCCAGCACGCGCAGUGACCUGAGCUUCCAGUUCAAGACCAAUGUGUCCACGGGGCUGCUCCUUUACCUGGAUGACGGUGGCGUCUGUGACUUCCUCUGCCUUUCCCUGGUGGACAGCCGCGUGCAGCUCCGCUUCAGCAUGGACUGUGCAGAGACCGCUGUGCUGUCCAACAAGCAGGUGAACGACAGCAGCUGGCACUUCCUGAUGGUGAGCCGCGACCGCCUGCGCACGGUGCUGGUGCUCGACGGCGAGGGCCAGGCGGGCGAGCUGCAGCCUCAGCGGCCCUACAUGGAUGUGGUCAGUGACUUGUUCCUGGGCGGAGUCCCCGCCGACAUUCGACCUUCUGCCCUGACCCUGGAUGGAGUACAGGCCAUGCCCGGCUUCAGAGGAUUAAUCCUGGAUCUCAAGUAUGGCAACUCAGAGCCUCGGCUUCUGGGGAGCCAGGGUGUCCGGUUGGAUGCCGAGGGACCCUGCGGUGAGCGUCCCUGUGAAAAUGGCGGGAUCUGCUUUCUCUUGGAUGGCCACCCCACCUGUGACUGUUCCACCACCGGCUAUGGAGGCAAGCUGUGCUCGGAAGAUGUCAGUCAAGGUCCAGGCCUGUCCCAUCUCAUGAUGAGCGAACAAGGUAGAAGUAAAGCCCGGGAGGAGAACGUGGCUACUUUCCGAGGCUCCGAGUACCUGUGCUACGACCUGUCUCAGAACCCGAUCCAGAGCAGCAGUGAUGAAAUCACCCUCUCCUUUAAGACCUGGCAACGGAAUGGGCUCAUCCUGCACACGGGCAAGUCGGCCGACUAUGUCAACCUGGCUCUGAAGGAUGGCGCGGUCUCCUUGGUCAUUAACCUGGGGUCCGGGGCCUUUGAGGCCAUCGUGGAGCCAGUGAAUGGAAAAUUCAACGACAACGCCUGGCAUGAUGUCAAAGUCACGCGUAACCUCCGGCAGCACUCAGGCAUCGGACACGCUAUGGUGACGAUCUCUGUGGAUGGCAUCCUUACCACGACGGGCUACACUCAAGAGGACUACACCAUGCUGGGUUCAGAUGACUUCUUCUACGUGGGAGGAAGCCCAAGUACCGCUGACUUGCCAGGCUCACCUGUUAGCAACAACUUCAUGGGCUGCCUUAAAGAGGUUGUUUAUAAGAAUAAUGACAUCCGUCUGGAGCUGUCUCGCCUGGCCCGGAUCGGGGACACCAAGAUGAAAAUCUAUGGUGAAGUUGUAUUCAAGUGUGAGAAUGUGGCCACGCUGGACCCCAUCAACUUCGAAACCCCAGAGGCAUACAUCAGUUUGCCCAAAUGGAACACCAAACGCAUGGGUUCCAUCUCCUUUGACUUUCGCACCACUGAGCCCAACGGCCUGAUUCUCUUCACUCAUGGCAAGCCCCAAGAGAGGAAGGACACUCGGAGCCAGAAGAACACCAAGGUGGACUUCUUUGCUGUCGAACUCCUCGAUGGCAACCUAUACCUGCUGCUUGACAUGGGCUCAGGCACCAUCAAAGUCAAGGCCACUCAGAAGAAAGCCAAUGAUGGGGAAUGGUACCACGUGGACAUUCAGCGAGAUGGCAGAUCAGGUACCAUAUCAGUGAACAGCAGGCGCACGCCAUUCACCGCCAGCGGGGAGAGUGAGAUCCUGGACCUGGAGGGGGACAUGUAUCUGGGCGGGCUACCGGAGAACCGUGCCGGCCUCAUCCUCCCCACUGAGCUCUGGACUGCCAUGCUCAACUACGGCUAUGUGGGCUGCAUCCGUGACCUGUUCAUUGACGGGCGCAGCAAGAACAUUCGACAGCUGGCGGAGAUGCAGAACGCUGCGGGCGUCAAGUCCUCCUGUUCGCGGAUGAGCGCCAAGCAGUGCGAUAGCUACCCCUGCAAGAACAACGCAGUGUGCAAGGACGGCUGGAACCGCUUCAUCUGCGACUGCACGGGCACUGGCUACUGGGGAAGGACCUGUGAAAGGGAGGCAUCUAUCCUGAGCUACGAUGGCAGCAUGUACAUGAAGAUCAUCAUGCCCAUGGUCAUGCACACCGAGGCAGAAGAUGUCUCCUUCCGCUUCAUGUCCCAGCGAGCUUAUGGGCUGCUGGUGGCUACUACCUCCAGGGACUCUGCGGACACCCUGCGUUUGGAGCUGGAUGGGGGGCGUGUCAAGCUCAUGGUUAACUUAGACUGUAUCAGGAUAAACUGUAACUCCAGCAAAGGACCCGAGACCCUGUACGCGGGGCAGAAGCUCAAUGACAACGAAUGGCACACCGUCCGGGUGGUGCGGAGAGGAAAAAGCCUUAAGUUAACCGUGGACGACGAUGUGGCUGAAGGUACGAUGGUGGGGGACCAUACCCGCUUGGAAUUCCACAAUAUCGAGACCGGAAUCAUGACGGAGAAACGCUACAUCUCCGUCGUCCCGUCCAGUUUCAUUGGCCACUUACAGAGCCUCAUGUUCAAUGGCCUGCUCUACAUUGACCUGUGCAAAAAUGGCGACAUUGAUUACUGCGAACUGAAGGCUCGUUUUGGACUGAGGAACAUUAUCGCUGACCCCGUCACCUUCAAGACCAAGAGCAGCUACCUGAGCCUGGCCACGCUCCAGGCCUACACCUCCAUGCACCUCUUCUUCCAGUUCAAGACCACCUCAGCUGACGGCUUCAUUCUUUUCAACAGCGGCGACGGCAAUGACUUCAUUGCAGUUGAGCUGGUCAAGGGGUACAUACACUACGUGUUUGACCUUGGGAAUGGUCCCAACGUGAUCAAAGGCAACAGUGACCGCCCCCUGAAUGACAACCAGUGGCACAAUGUCGUCAUCACCCGGGACAACAGUAACACCCACAGCUUGAAAGUGGACACUAAGGUGGUCACUCAGGUUAUCAACGGGGCCAAAAAUCUGGAUUUGAAAGGUGACCUCUACAUGGCAGGUCUGGCCCAAGGCAUGUAUAGCAACCUUCCCAAGCUGGUGGCUUCCCGGGAUGGCUUCCAGGGCUGUCUGGCAUCUGUGGAUUUGAACGGGCGUCUGCCAGACCUCAUCAACGAUGCCCUCCAUCGGAGUGGACAGAUCGAGCGUGGCUGCGAAGGACCAAGUACCACCUGCCAGGAAGAUUCAUGUGCCAACCAGGGGGUCUGCAUGCAGCAGUGGGAAGGCUUCACCUGCGACUGCUCCAUGACGUCAUAUUCCGGAAACCAGUGCAAUGAUCCUGGCGCUACGUACAUCUUUGGGAAAAGCGGAGGCCUCAUCCUCUACACCUGGCCGGCCAAUGAUCGGCCCAGCACGCGUUCGGACCGCCUGGCUGUGGGCUUCAGCACCACCGUGAAGGAUGGCAUCUUGGUGCGCAUCGACAGUGCUCCGGGCCUCGGCGACUUCCUCCAGCUUCACAUAGAACAGGGGAAAAUUGGAGUUGUCUUCAAUAUUGGCACCGUUGACAUCUCCAUCAAGGAGGAGAGAACCCCCGUCAAUGAUGGUAAAUAUCACGUGGUGCGCUUCACCAGGAACGGCGGCAACGCCACACUCCAGGUGGACAACUGGCCAGUGAAUGAGCAUUACCCCACAGGCAACACUGAUAAUGAACGCUUCCAAAUGGUAAAACAGAAAAUCCCCUUCAAAUAUAACCGGCCCGUAGAGGAGUGGCUGCAGGAAAAAGGCCGGCAGUUAACCAUCUUCAACACCCAGGCGCAAAUAGCCAUUGGUGGGAAAGACAAAGGACGUCUCUUCCAAGGCCAGCUCUCUGGGCUCUAUUAUGAUGGUUUGAAAGUACUGAACAUGGCAGCUGAGAACAACCCCAAUAUUAAAAUCAAUGGAAGCGUCCGGCUGGUGGGAGAAGUCCCGUCAAUCUUGGGAACAACACAGACAACCUCCAUGCCACCAGAAAUGUCUACCACUGUCAUGGAAACUACCACUACAAUGGCUACUACCACAACCCGCAAAAAUCGCUCUACAACUCUAAGGAAGUCACACACACAGCCAACAUCAGAUGACCUUGUUUCAUCUGCUGAAUGUUCAAGCGAUGACGAAGACUUCAUUGAAUGUGAGCCGAGUACAGGAGGUGAAUUAGUUGUCCCUCUUCUUGUAGAAGACCCUUUAGCUACCCCUCCUAUUGCUACUCGUGCACCUUCCAUUACACUCCCCCCUACCUUCCGCCCCCUCCUCACCAUUAUUGAGACCACCAAAGAUUCCCUGUCCAUGACCUCUGAGGCGGGGUUACCUUGCUUGUCGGACCAAGGCAGCGAUGGUUGUGAUGAUGAUGGCUUGGUGAUAUCUGGGUAUGGCUCAGGGGAAACCUUUGACUCUAACCUGCCCCCUACUGAUGAUGAAGAUUUUUACACCACCUUCUCCUUGGUAACAGAUAAGAGUCUUUCCACUUCAAUCUUCGAAGGUGGCUACAAAGCAUAUGCGCCCAAUAGGACUACUACCACAUCUUUGUCCCCUGAGCUGAUCCGCUUCACAGCUUCCUCCUCGUCUGGGAUGGUGCCCAAAUUGCCAGCUGGCAAAAUGAAUAACCGUGAUCUCAAACCCCAGCCUGAUAUAGUCUUGCCUCCGUUGCCCACUGCCUAUGAGCUAGACAGCACCAAACUGAAGAGCCCACUAAUUACUUCCCCCAUGUUCCGUAAUGUGCCCACAGCAAACCCCACAGAGCCGGGAGUCAGACGGGUUCCGGGGGCCUCAGAGGUGAUCCGGGAGUCGAGCAGUACAACAGGGAUGGUCGUCGGCAUUGUGGCUGCUGCUGCCCUCUGCAUCUUGAUCCUCCUGUAUGCCAUGUACAAGUACAGGAACAGGGACGAGGGGUCCUAUCAAGUGGACGAGACGCGGAACUACAUCAGCAACUCGGCCCAGAGCAACGGCACGCUCAUCAAGGAGAAGCAGCAGAGCUCGAAGAGCGGCCACAAGAAACAGAAAAACAAGGACAAGGAGUAUUACGUGUAAAA